CGCUACUGAAUUCAGUUGAUAUCGAGACGCGAUCGCAAAUAGUAUGCGAAAAAGGGAGCAAGUUGCGAGCUGUAUUUAUUUAUUGUUAUUUUGAAAUUGUUCAAAAAAAAAAACUGUUGGCGCGCAUAAGAAAAAACGAACAAACAAAUUAAAAUAAGUGAACUUUAAAGAAAAGUGUGAAACAAGAAAUUUUCGCAAAUAAUUUGGAAAUUAAACAACGAACUUGUGAUACUACUGAAGUAGCAGUAAAACAUUGAGCAAUAAAGACGUUUUUUGUUUUACAAAAACCAGUCGAAAUAUUGAACAAAUAUGAGUCGUAAAGUUGGUAAGGCGGCCACGAGCCUGCGGUUGCUCACUGCCUUCGUCCUACUCGGCGCAGUAGCGGCCUUCGAUCACACACUGAAGUAUGACUAUCCGGGUCCGUACUGUGCGGCGCGAAAGAUUUGCUGUCGAAACAGAGAAGAUGGUUGUGCUUUGCCGAUUGCAACCACACUCUGCUAUUGUGAUGAGUUCUGUGAUCGCGAUCAAUCCGCCGACUGUUGUCCCGAUUACCGUUCGUUCUGCCUGAAUGCUCCGGAUCCGAUAAUCCGAUGCCAACACAACGGCAUCUACUUCAACAAAUACAACACCACAACGGACAAUUGCAAUCAGUGUCGCUGUCUCGACGGCGGUGUAGUGGAGUGCGAUCGGGAUCUAUGCCUCACAGAUGACAACUUGGUGAACAAUGUAAAUUCUAUACGUCAAUUGGGCUGGGCGGCACGCAAGUACGAAGAAUGGUGGGGACACAAAUACGCGGAAGGUCUAACAUUGCGUCUGGGUACCAAAGAACCCACAUUCCGUGUUAAGGCAAUGACACGUUUGACUAAUAAGGCUGGCACAUUACCGCGCCAAUUCAACGCUGUGGACCGAUGGUCGAGCUUUAUAAACGACGUGCCAGAUCAAGGCUGGUGCGGUUCAUCUUGGGUGCUUUCGACUGCAUCGGUCGCCUCCGAUCGCUUUGCCAUUCAAUCACAAGGCAAGGAAAUUGUGCAACUGUCGCCACAGAACAUUUUGUCGUGCACACGCAAGCAACAGGGUUGCAAUGGUGGACAUUUGGACGCCGCCUGGCGUUAUCUGCACAAGCAGGGUGUUUUGGAGGAACAAUGCUAUCCAUACACAGGACGUCGCGACACCUGUAAAGUACGUCAUGGUGGCCGUCGUUCGCUCAGCUCAUACGGCUGUCGCCCCUCAUCCAUAUCCGACCGCGACGAAUUUUACACAGUUGGACCAGCCUAUUCGCUUAACAAUGAAACCGAUAUUAUGGCCGAAAUCUUCCAUUCGGGUCCCGUGCAAGCAACCAUGCGCAUAUACCGCGACUUCUUUGCCUACUCGGGUGGUGUCUACCGACACACCGCGGCCAGUCGCAGCAGUCCGACUGGUUUUCACUCGGUGAAAUUGGUCGGUUGGGGUGAGGAACACGAUGGUGUCAAAUAUUGGAUUGCUGCCAACUCCUGGGGUCCCUGGUGGGGUGAGCACGGUUACUUCCGUAUUGCGCGCGGCUUCAACGAAUGCGGUAUUGAGGAAUAUGUCCUAGCCGCUUGGCCCAAUGUGUACAACUACUUCAAGGCCAACCAGAACUGAGAGGCGGAGAGAGAGAGAGUGCCCGAAAGCGUGGCGUGGUACAGCGUGAAAGCGGGCUAAUUAUGGCAAACAAAGAAUUAAGAAAUCUCGUAAACUUUUCCAGUUAAAAUUUGUAAAUUAGACACUAAAAGGAGCAAGAAAGCAGUUUUAGGCGCAAGGCGCAACAUUUUUUUUAACACUGUAUUACAAAAACAAGAAGAAAAAACCCGAAUACAUAAAAUUAGAAUUGAGUGUGAAAAGUUGUUUGCGCUUAGAGGCGUAGACUUUAGUCGCAUGCGGUAGGCUUAAGAAGAAAACUCUAACGGUAUUCAACACUUUUCUAGAUUUAAGUAAAUUUAUUUAACAAUUUUUUUUGUGAUUGCAGAAAGUUUCUUUUUUUUCUUAUUUUCAUGCGCCUUCUAUGUAACUCAAAAAAAAGGAAAACAAAAAAAAAUUGCAAAGCCUUUAAGUUAACAAUUCUUUUUAAAUCUUUAUUUGAAUCUG
Anastrepha ludens (Mexican fruit fly) is the source of this 2103-nucleotide messenger RNA. RefSeq names its product tubulointerstitial nephritis antigen-like (gene Swim). The coding region runs from base 310 to 1620 and encodes 436 amino acids. Gene Ontology annotation, molecular function: cysteine-type peptidase activity. Lineage: Eukaryota; Metazoa; Arthropoda; Insecta; Diptera; Tephritidae. Gene Ontology annotation, biological process: proteolysis. The record is from RefSeq and is a predicted model, not a curated record. The transcript has 6 exons. Gene Ontology annotation, cellular component: lysosome.